GCCAAUAAGCUAUAUAGUCCUAAACUGUUCGCUACUAAAGUAUUAACUACAGUAUAUUUUUAAAAACGCUGUGAAAACUAAAAUAAAGUUACUCCAUCUUACCACAGAUUUUCAGCCAUGUAAGUCCUUCGUGUUACGAAAGCACACCUUAAAUUUGGUGUAAUAAAAUGUCAGUUUAGACACAGUCCGUUUUUUACUUCUAUCUCGGUAGCAAAAGUGCAUGUUUGCGCACGAAAACGGCGCAAAAAUGACGUUAGCCUAAAUAAUUCGUGGGUGUCUACUUGUCGAAGCGGACGUGUACGUCCCCUCGCUGUCAGAGCUCGUCUCCAACUAGAUAAUUCGUCUUUGAGUUCAAUGAGUGGAGAGUGGACAUGAACUGAAAGACUGGAGAUCAAAGCAAGCACAGACGGCUUGGAACCCCCUUUUUUAAAAAAAUAUUUCAGCUGGAGUCAUAACGAAGAUGCAACGAUGACUCAGCCGCAGGUGAAUGAGUUCAUUCCUCCUCCCGAGUGCCCUGUUUUUGAGCCCAGCUGGGAGGAAUUUGCCGACCCUUUUGCGUACAUCAACAAAAUACGACCAAUUGCAGAGAAAACUGGUAUCUGCAAGAUCCGACCACCGCCGGAUUGGCAGCCACCGUUUGCUUGUGAUGUCGACAGACUUAAAUUCACACCGCGAAUACAACGGCUCAAUGAGCUUGAGGCUCAGACCAGAGUUAAACUCAACUUCCUGGAUCAAAUAGCAAAAUUCUGGGAGCUACAAGGAUGCAAACUGAAAAUUCCUCAAGUGGAAAGAAAGAUUCUGGAUCUGUACCAACUGAAUAAGUUGGUGAACGAAGAGGGUGGUUUUGAUGCAGUCUGCAGAGAACGCCGCUGGACUAAGAUUUCCGUCAAGAUGGGCUUUGCUCCAGGAAAGGCUAUUGGCUCCCAUCUGCGGGCACACUAUGAGCGAAUCCUCUACCCAUAUAACCUUUUCCAGACUGGAGCCAAUCUCCCUGCAGCCACCUUGACCAAUGACACUAAAGAUAAGGAGUACACCCCUCACGACCUGCCGCAGCGCCAAUCUGUCCAGCCCCAGGAGACCUGCAGCAUUGCUCGCCGAGCCAAACGAAUGAGAUCUGAGAGGGGCUAUGUCAAAAGUGAACCCAGAGAAGUUCGUGAGACUCGUCCCAACCUGAGGAGGAGGAUGGGAACAUUUGUUGCCAAGCCAGAACCUGUGAGAAUGGCAGUCACUGAGGUGAAAAAGGAGCCCAUUGAUCACAAGGAUACAACUGAAUAUGAAGAAACUGUAUUAGAUAAAAUUAUCAAACCUCCAGUGAAUAAAGUGGACCACUACAUGUGUCUGGUGUGUGGCAGUGGAAGCGCUGAGGACCGCCUGCUAUUAUGCGACGGCUGCGAUGACAGCUAUCACAUCUUCUGUCUCAUCCCUCCGCUCCACGAUGUUCCCAGAGGUGACUGGAGAUGCCCCAGGUGCCUGGUUGAGGAAUGUGGCAAACCAGCUGUUGCAUUUGGCUUUGAGCAGGCCAGCAGGAGCUACACCCUCCAAACUUUUGGAGACAUGGCUGACUCCUUCAAGUCUGAUUAUUUCAAUAUGCCAGUUCAUAUGGUGCCUACUGAGCUGGUGGAGAAGGAGUUCUGGCGUCUAGUGAGUACCAUCGAGGAGGAUGUGACUGUGGAAUAUGGAGCAGACAUCGCCUCCAAGGAGUUUGGGAGUGGUUUUCCCGUGAGAAACGGCCAUUUUGAAGUUUCUCCUGAGGAUGAGCAUUACCUGACCAGCGGCUGGAACUUGAACAAUAUGCCGGUCCUCGAUGCCUCGGUGCUGACUCACAUUACAGCCGACAUCUGUGGCAUGAAGGUACCCUGGCUGUACGUGGGCAUGUGUUUUUCCUCUUUCUGCUGGCACAUCGAGGACCACUGGAGCUACUCCAUAAACUAUCUUCACUGGGGUGAGCCUAAGACGUGGUAUGGGGCUCCUGGUUAUGCUGCAGAGCACCUCGAAGCGGUCAUGAAGAAACUAGCUCCUGAGCUGUUUGAGUCUCAGCCAGACCUCCUUCAUCAGCUGGUCACCAUCAUGAAUCCCAACACGCUGAUGAACAACGGCGUCCCGAUUUAUCGCACCAACCAGUGUGCAGGUGAGUUCGUCAUCACUUUCCCCAGAGCUUACCACAGUGGAUUCAACCAGGGUUUCAACUUUGCUGAAGCGGUCAACUUCUGCACAAUGGACUGGAUGCCCCUUGGCCGUGGCUGUGUGGCUCACUAUCGUCAGCUGAACAGAUACUGUGUCUUCUCCCACGAUGAGAUGGUUUGCAACAUGGCCAUUAAAGCUGACACGAUUGAUGUCAACCUGGCCGCCACUCUGCAUGAGGAUAUGGUUAUCAUGAUCCAACAGGAGAAGGAACUACGAGAGAAAAUCACUAAAAAGGGUGUGAUGCAGUCUCGACAGGUUGAUUAUGAGGUGCUCCCAGACGAGGCGCGGCAGUGUUUCAAGUGUCUGACCACCUGUUACCUGUCUGGCAUCACCUGUGCCUGCAGUCCUGACAAGAUGGUUUGCCUGUACCACACCCAGAACCUCUGCUCUUGUCCUCCUAUCAACCUCACACUCCAUUACAAGUUUACACUGGAUGAGUUGUACCCAUUGAUGGCAUCUGUGAAGCUGCGUGCCAAUUCAUAUAAAGACUGGGUGUCUAAUGUCCAGGACAUUGUGGAAAACAAAGGAACCAAGAAAAAAGGGUUGGAGGAUCUUCACAUCCUGGUAGAGCAAGCGGAAACAAAGGCGUUUCCUCAAAGCAGCCUCCUGGAUCAGCUGCGUACAAUUGCCUCAGAGGCCGAUAAAGUUUCUGUGACGGCACAGCAGCUUCUCAACGGGAAGAGGCAGACGAGGUACCGCUCUGGGGGAGGCAAGUCCCAAAGCCAGAAUGAGUUAACUGUGGAGGAGCUGAGGUCAUUUGUCAAACAACUGGACAGCCUGCCAUGUAACAUCCGACAGGCUCCUUUACUGAAGGAUCUUUUGACUCGGGUGGAUGACUUCCAGCAGCGCAGUGAAUGCCUCCUUUCUGAUGAGUCACCCAGCGCACUGGAGUUGCAGGACCUGCUGGAUGUGAGUCUGGGCCUGGACGUGGAACUGCCGCAGCUACCCCUUCUCAGAGAGAGACUGGAGCAGGCUCGAUGGUUGGAGACCGUUCAGCAAGCCAGCAGUCGGCCGGAGAGCUUGUGUCUGGACACGAUGAGGAGGCUGAUAGACCAGGGUGUGGGCCUGGCCCCUCACAGCUCUGUGGAGAGGGCCAUGGCUCGUCUGCAGGAGUUGCUGACAGUGUCAGAGCAGUGGGAGGAGCGAGUGCUCAGUCUCCUGGAGGCCAGGCCAUAUCAGGGCAUAGAAACCCUUGUAGCUGCUCUGCAGGAAGUAGAAAACAUCCCUGCUUAUCUGCCCAACUGUCUGCAGCUGAAGGAUGUCGUCACCAAGGCCAAAAAAUGGCUCCAUGAAGCUGAAACACUGCAGCUUGGGGGACGUAUUCCUGUGCUCGACAUUCUCUCUGAGCUGGUUCUCAGAGCAGAGGGCAUCCCAGUGAAGCUCGACCCGCUCAGUCGACUGGAGGCCCUUGUCAGUGAUGUCAAGAGCUGGAAGGAGACGGCCGCAAAGACAUUCCUAUUGAAAAACUCCCCUUUCUCACUUCUAGAGGUCCUCUGCCCAAGGUGUGACAUCGGAUCUGCACAUCAGAAGUCAAAAUCUAAAAAAGUGAAAGAAGCUCCACAGAUCAUUAAAAAGACUUUAACAAAACUGGACUCUUUGUGUGAUGUAGAGAGAGCUCUCUCUGAGAGUAAGGACUCUGCCUCUGCUAUGACCACUCUCGCCGAGGUCCGACAGAGGGAGAUGGAGAUCUUACUGUCUCUGAGGUCUUCAAACGAGUCAAAGCUCCUUCCUGCUGAAAGCUGUUGUGCACUUAGUGUUUGUGUUUGCCAAAAGGCUCCCUCAGGAGCCAUGAUGCAGUGCGAGCUCUGUCGAGACAUUUUCCACUGCGGGUGUGUUACAACAACCGCAGAACUUGAGUACGGUCAGGCCUGGCUAUGCCCGCUGUGCCAGCGGUCGAGAAAACCACCUCUGGACAAAGUCCUGCCCCUGCUGGCCUCCCUUCAGAGGAUUCGGGUCCGCCUGCCAGAGGGCGACGCUCUGCGGUUCCUCAUCGAGAGGACUGUGAGAUGGCAGCACAGAGUCCAGCAAGCCUGCGCAGAUGGAGUACUCGAGAACGUGUCAAAGAUGGUGAGAGUUGGACCUAGAGAGUCUUCACAUUUGCCUCAGGAAAAAAAUGGGUCAGCUUUUUAUACAGAGCACAAGUCUGUUCCGCUCCACGGACUUAGUCCUGAGCUGGAGGAGCUGAUGGUGGAGGGAUUCCUGCUGCAGGUCACUCUGCCUGAGACGGAGCAGCUGUACAGAUAUCUACUCUACAAACUGGUCCCCCUGCCCUCACAGAGCCCUCCCUGUGGGAACAGCACAGAACAGGACCAGAAGUCUCCAAAAGGGAGCCCUCAACACAAGAAUGGCGUGUCGAGCUUGAAAAAGGAGGCCGUGAACAGUCAGAGCAAGCGGACCAAGCGACGUAAGGACAGCUCCGAUUCUCAGCACAGCGAGAAGGCCAAGAAGUGUCGCAAGAAAAAGCCCAAGAGAAGCAAAGAAAGGACCGAAGAAUCGAAGAGAAGCGGUUCGCCCACGCACACGUCAUCUGACCCUGCUCUUUCAGAUUCAGAAGAGGACUACUCGCUGUGUGCUGCACCGUGGUGCAGAGAGCCAGAGGGUGAUGAGGUAAACUGGGUCCAGUGUGACGGCAACUGCAAUCAAUGGUUUCACCAGAUCUGCGUCGGCCUGUCUGCUGAGCGUGCGGAGAAGGAGGAUUAUGUUUGCAUAAGCUGCACACAGCCAGAAUACAGCAGAGCAGAAUAAAGACCAAAAAGUCAUGUUGAAGGAUGAGCAGAUUUACUGCAGAUGCUGCAGCACUUAAGUGCACACCUGAACUCUGUGUGUCCUGCGGCUUCUCCCCUUUACCUUCUGGCUUGCCCUCAGUGAACAUGGUGCUACUUCUUUUUCCCCAGAGUUACUAAAGACUUCUGUCACUGUUUUGUUUUGUUUGUCACAUGGCUGGAUUUUCAGCCAGUCAACUAAUCCUUUCUGAAACUUUCCAAGACUCGAUGCAGAUGUGGUAACGUGUUUCAAGAACCAACAGCGCAGGGAUUUUUCAACCAAAAAAUGUCAGUUUGGCAUUUUAGAACAGUUUGUUUUUCUUUUACAUGCAUC
Pundamilia nyererei is the source of this 5280-nucleotide messenger RNA. It is a transcript of the gene kdm5ba, whose product is annotated as lysine demethylase 5Ba. The transcript has 27 exons. Gene Ontology annotation, molecular function: DNA binding; histone H3K4me/H3K4me2/H3K4me3 demethylase activity. The record is from RefSeq and is a predicted model, not a curated record. Gene Ontology annotation, biological process: chromatin remodeling; regulation of DNA-templated transcription. Gene Ontology annotation, cellular component: nucleus; chromatin. Bases 469 to 4929 code for a protein of 1486 amino acids. Lineage: Eukaryota; Metazoa; Chordata; Actinopteri; Cichliformes; Cichlidae.